AGAGGCGGGAUUGCGCGGUUCGCACUAUUGUCUUUUUCACCGCUUUUGUUUUUUCUUUUUUCGCCGUAUUUGCGUCUUUCCUGCGUUCUUUCCUCGCUCUCCGUUCUUCGGCGCGUGCUCACCUCGUCUACCGUCUUGUUGUGGUUACCUGGUUGCUAGAAGUUGAAUCUUGGGUCUAGAUUCACCAGAAAAAUCUCUCCUUGCGAACGUGGAAUAGUGGAGAUGGCGAACGGUUCAGUUACAGAUGGAAUCUUUCUGUUUGCAGACGGGGAGUUGAGUCAGAUAAGCGGGCUGAAGCGAGGUUUGGACUUUGUCGAGGUGAUGUGCGGGUGCACAAGCCAUCGCUAUGGAGAUGCGGUAGGUAGACUUAGGGUUUUCGCCUCUGGGGAUCUCCAGAUCGACUGCGAGUGCACUCCUGGAUGCCAAGAAGUGAAGUUGUCCCCCGCUGCUUUUGAGAAGCAUUCCGGGAGAGAGAGUGCAAGGAAAUGGAAGAGCAAUGUAUGGGUCAUCGUUGAGGGAGAGAAGGUUUCACUUACAAAGACACCCCUGCUUAAAUACUACAAUCAAACAUUAAAAGCUACAAAUGGUUCUCAAAAAGGCCCCAAUGGUCGUCCAUGUCACCGUGAUGAGUUUAUCCGCUGUAACAAAUGCAAAAAGGAGCGCAGAUUUCGCCUUCGUAAUAAAGAAGAGUGUCGAGUUUACCAUGACACUUUAGUGGAUCAAAACUGGAGUUGUUCGGACCUCCCAACUGACAAGAUAUGCUGUGAUGAUGAGGAGGAACGGGCAAGCCGAAAGGUCCUAAGAGGUUGCUCUCGAUCACCUUCAUGCAAAGGUUGCACCAAUUGUGUCUGCUUCGGCUGUGAGAUCUGCCGCUUCAGCGAAUGCAGCUGCCAGAUCUGCAUCGACUUUAUCAGAAAUGCUCACACUUGAGAGAGGAAGCCCUUCAUAAAUUAGCAUUGAUUCUUUUCAGCAUGGGUUACACACCCGAUGAUUGAGCCAUAAUUUCUCCAUUUACAGAAACUCAUUGUUUCCGCUGCAAGCUAGAACUUUUUAAUUGUUCAGAAUUGAGUAAUAUUUUUUCCACAUUUUAUGGCCAUCUUAAAGCUGCCUGAGAACUUUGUCAAAGUUUCGAAUGGAAGUCUGAAAAUUUUGGAACUAGGAAGCUUUGAAUGGCUUUUAUUUUUUUUAUCUUGCUUUCGUUUUACUUAUUUUUGAAAUGGUGAAACCUUUUGGGGGUGUUUGGCUGUAGGAAGGAUUUAGAGUUGGCAGGA
Phalaenopsis equestris is the source of this 1271-nucleotide messenger RNA. Its product is annotated as protein ULTRAPETALA 1-like. The transcript is spliced from 3 exons. Lineage: Eukaryota; Viridiplantae; Streptophyta; Magnoliopsida; Asparagales; Orchidaceae. Bases 223 to 930 code for a protein of 235 amino acids. The record is from RefSeq and is a predicted model, not a curated record. Gene Ontology annotation, cellular component: nucleus; cytosol.